AUGUUCGUUGGACAUCAUCAUCAUUAUCCUCAUUAUCAUCUUGGAGGUUUUGCUGGCGGUGGUGGUUUUGGAGGUGGCGGUUUUCCAGGAAGCUUUGGUAGUUAUGGCGGCGGUUUCUCUAAUCCAUACGGUGGUACUUUCGGCGGACAAAACUAUGGAAAUUUCGGUAGUGGCUAUGGCGUUGGUGGUUUCGGAUCACCUUAUGGAUAUGGUUUUCAGUGA
Messenger RNA from Adineta steineri, 222 nucleotides. The record is from the annotation of a GenBank genome assembly. NCBI's taxonomy places the organism in Eukaryota, Metazoa, Rotifera, Eurotatoria, Adinetida, Adinetidae.